Candoia aspera is the source of this 1843-nucleotide messenger RNA. It is a transcript of the gene EXOSC2, whose product is annotated as exosome component 2. The record is from RefSeq and is a predicted model, not a curated record. The coding region runs from base 27 to 914 and encodes 295 amino acids. The transcript has 9 exons. Gene Ontology annotation, biological process: exonucleolytic trimming to generate mature 3'-end of 5.8S rRNA from tricistronic rRNA transcript (SSU-rRNA, 5.8S rRNA, LSU-rRNA); nuclear polyadenylation-dependent rRNA catabolic process; TRAMP-dependent tRNA surveillance pathway. Gene Ontology annotation, cellular component: nuclear exosome (RNase complex); cytoplasmic exosome (RNase complex). Gene Ontology annotation, molecular function: RNA binding. NCBI's taxonomy places the organism in Eukaryota, Metazoa, Chordata, Lepidosauria, Squamata, Candoiidae.
GGCGGCGCCCGGCGCCCUCAACCAAGAUGGCGGCGCUGGAAUUCAGGCUGCCCAGCGCGCGGCGGCGCCUAGCGCCCAACCUGCCCCGGAGCGGCGGGGAUCGCGACCUGGUGGCGCCCGGGGACACCAUCACGACGGACCCGGGAUACAUGCGGGGUCACGGUACCUACCUUGGGGACGAGAAGCUGAUUGCCUCGGUGGCUGGAGUUGUCGAGAGAGUGAACAAACUGGUGUGUGUCAAAGCAUUAAAAACGAGGUACAAUGGUGAAGUCGGAGAUAUUGUGGUUGGGCGAAUUACAGAGGUUCAGCAGAAACGGUGGAAAGUGGAGACCAAUUCUAGGCUGGAAUCCGUGCUGCUGCUUUCAUCCAUGAAUCUUCCGGGGGGAGAACUGAGACGGAGAUCCGCAGAAGAUGAGCUGGCCAUGAGAGAUUUUCUCCAGGAAGGAGACCUCGUCAGCGCUGAAGUUCAGGCUGUGUUUUCAGAUGGGGCAGUAUCGCUGCACACUCGGAGCCUCAAAUACGGAAAGCUCGGCCAAGGAGUGCUGGUCCAGGUUUCUCCAUCGCUGGUGAAGCGCCAGAAAACUCACUUCCACGACUUACCUUGUGGGGCCUCCGUCAUCCUUGGCAACAAUGGGUUCAUCUGGAUCUACCCAACCCCUAAGCAGAAAGAGGACGAGGCUGGGGGAUUUGUGGCUAACCUGGAGCCAGUGCCUCUGUCUGACCGUGAAGUCAUCUCCCGCCUCCGAAACUGUAUCGUCGCUCUGGUGUCCCAGAAGUUGACUUUGUAUGAUACCAGCAUCCUUUACUGCUAUGAAGCUUCCCUUACUCACCAGAUCAAAGAUCUUCUCAAGCCAGAGGUGACGGAGGAGAUUGUGUUGGAGACACGGCAGAGACUCCUGGAAUUAGAGGGAUGAUGGCAGAGGAUGAGGGCUGAGGAAUGGCAGGGAUUCAUCCAUCCAUCCAUCUCUCUGAUUUGGUUGUCUCUUUUUGGGGGGUAUGAAACGUCUUUAAAAGUUCUGAAGAGCAGCAGCAGCAGAAGGAACCUUGGAAACCAUGAGCAGCUGUUGUCCAUUUGUCUGUCCAUCCUCUUUCCUGCCUAGAACAUCAUCAAGGACUCUAAUGUCUUCUGCUCCAGUAUAUCUUCACCUCAAAAUAUUACUGGAAAAGAUUCUAGGCUCCAAAGGGAAGGAUGAGUUCAGUGGUAAGCAAGUACCCGCUGUAAUUCUCAUCCUUCACUUUUUCCCAGUGGUAUUGCGUUCCGACUUUCUGGAGCCGUGCUGAAACGUUUGCCCCCAGCCUGAUAGGUACUGGAUUUUGGAAUUCAGUGUUUUGAAAAUCCGUUCUUGCGCAAGACAGAGAAUUCUUAAAGAGUGAAACUACUCAUUAGCCGAAAAAGGACCUUCUGUUGGAAAGAAUAACUGCCUCAUCCCCCAGUUCCUGUGUAAUUUACGCCUCCCUGUCUUAAGCAGUGUAUCUUCUAAACUUCUAUUUUACAUCAUUGGUUCUGGCAGCAUCGUGAUGUUGAGAUAGUCCUCUGCUUUUUGGACGGAUGGGAACUGCUGUGUUGGCCACUUGGCCUGGGCUUCAACUUCUGGUCCUAUUUCAGGGAAAAGGAGUUGUGUUUAAUUCCCAGGGCAAGUUCCACUGUUCACUUCUUUGGAUAAUGGUCAAGAUGCUUUCUCCUGUCAUCAAAGGAGAAAGGUGGCAUCUGGUCCCGCUUGGUCAUGGAAUUCAGUAGGAGCUGUUGAGGUUCUCCAGGUUUGGGAGAUGCUGAGAUGCUUGUUUGUAGGGAUGUGUGAAAAGAGUUCAAUAAACUUUUUGGAAAAAAAAAACCAAACCAAAA